Molecule: messenger RNA, 3346 nt
Organism: Protobothrops mucrosquamatus (brown spotted pit viper)
Lineage: Eukaryota; Metazoa; Chordata; Lepidosauria; Squamata; Viperidae
Gene: ITGA8
Product: integrin subunit alpha 8
Exons: 30
Coding region: 1-3186 (1061 amino acids)
Biological process (GO): integrin-mediated signaling pathway; cell adhesion mediated by integrin; cell-cell adhesion
Cellular component (GO): integrin complex; external side of plasma membrane
Molecular function (GO): integrin binding
Source: RefSeq, a predicted model, not a curated record
AUGUGGAGGCGGCGGCAUAGGUUGCCAUCGCUGCCGACUUCGUCCGCUUGGUGCAGGCGCUGCGCGGCAGGCGACAGCGCUGUCCUGUCGUUGCUUUUGCUGCUGGCGGGGCCGCUCAGUGCCUUCAACCUGGAUGAUGAGAAGCCCGUCGUCUACAGCGGUCCCGAUGGCAGUUACUUCGGAUACGCGCUGGAUUUUUACAGCCCUGCACCGAAUGCAGUAAGUGUCCUAGUUGGAGCUCCUAAAGCCAACACAACCCAGCCAGACAUAGUGGAAGGAGGAGCCGUCUACUAUUGCCCUUGGCCAGCUAUGGAGUGCAAACAGAUCCCUUUUGAUAAUAAAAACAACAGGAAAAUCAAAGUCAAUGGUACAAGAGAACCUCUUGAAUUUAAAUCAAAUCAGUGGUUUGGAGCAACAAUUAGAACUCAUAAAGAAAAAGUUAUAGCUUGUGCUCCCUUAUAUCACUGGAGGACUCUGAAGGCUGCACCUGAAAAAGAUCCAGUGGGCACCUGCUAUGUUGCUAUUCAGAAUUUUACUACCUAUGCAGAAUAUUCUCCUUGUCGCAACAACAACCCAGAUCCUGAGGGGCAAGGUUACUGUCAAGCAGGAUUCAGCUUAGAUUUUUAUAAGAAUGGAGAAUUCAUAUUAGGAGGGCCUGGCAGUUUUUACUGGCAAGGUCAGGUUAUCACCAGCAACAUUGCAGAUGUUAUCACAGAUUAUUCCUUCAAGAAUAUUCUAAAGAACCUAUUACAGGAAAAGCAAACUGGAGUGGCCCCAUCUAUAUAUGAUGAUAAUUAUUUGGGUUACUCAGUGGCUGCUGGUGAAUUUACUGGAGAUCUUCAUGAAGAGCUGGUAGCUGGAGUUCCAAGAGGUGCAAAGAACUUUGGCUAUGUCACAAUCAUAAAUUCCACAGAUCUGACCUUUAUUCAGAAUUUCACUGGCAAGCAGAUGGCAUCUUACUUUGGAUAUACAAUUGCUGUGUCAGACAUUAACAACGAUGGUAAGGACGACAUCUUAGUUGGUGCUCCUCUCUUUAUGGAACGUGAAUUUGAGAGCAACCCUAAAGAGGUUGGACAGGUGUAUCUAUAUCUGCAAGAGGCUGUCUUGUCUUUCAAGGAAGCACAGACACUGUCUGGCACUGAGGCUUUUGGUCGAUUUGGCAAUUCUAUUGCGCCCCUGGGAGAUCUCAAUCAGGAUGGUUAUAGAGAUGUCGCCAUAGGCGCUCCAUUCGCAGGAGAAGAUCAGAGGGGGAGGGUAUUCAUCUACAAUGGAGACAGAAAUGGGUUAAAUCCUAACCCUUCCCAGAUUCUCAGUGGCCUAUGGGCCUCCCAAUCUAUGCCUGCAGGAUUUGGAUUUACCUUGAGAGGAGACUCAGACAUAGAUCAAAAUGAUUAUCCAGAUCUAAUUGUUGGUGCAUUUGGAGUUGGAAAGGUAGUUGUUUACAGAGCAAGACCAGUUGUGACGAUAAAUGCUCAGCUUCUUCUCUCCCCAAUGAUUGUAAAUCCAGAAAAUAAAACCUGUGAGCUUCCUGGUUCUAUGACCUUAGUGGCCUGUUUUACUGUAACAGUUUGUGCAGAUUUUCAAAGUCCAGGUUUUUCAGAUAAAAUAGUUCUGAAAGCUGAACUACAGUUAGAUUCACUAAAAACCAAAGGAGCUGUUAAGAGGACUCUCUUCCUUGAUUAUCAUCAGUCACAGCAUGUCUUCUCCUUCAUGAUAACUACACAGAAUUGGCUCACUUGCAAGGACUUUGUGGUUUAUCUUAGAGAUGAAACUGAAUUUAGAGAUAAAUUGUCUCCAAUCAAUAUUAGCUUGAACUAUAAACUGGAUGGAUCCACAUUUUCUGAUGCAUUAGCUGUGAGCCCAAUAUUGAACUAUUAUCAAGAAAACAGAAUGGAGGAAGAGGCAUACAUUCUUGUGGAUUGUGGAGAAGACAACGUGUGCAUUCCUGACUUGAAACUUUCCGUUAUGCCAGAUAGGGAUCAGAUUGUAAUUGGGGAAGAAAACUAUCUCAUGCUUACAAUCAAUUCAAGAAAUGAAGGAGAAGGUGCCUAUGAAGCCGAGCUGCAUAUAACAAUACCCCCAGAAGCAGAUUACACAGGUGUUGAGCGGAAUAACAAGGCACUACGUGUGCUGAGCUGUGAUUAUAAGAUGGAAAAUGAAACUAGAACAGUGAUCUGUGAUCUUGGAAAUCCCAUGGCAGCUGGAACAAAUUUUUCUGCAGGCAUCAGAUUUACUGUUCAGCAUUUUGAAAAUCCUGAACUGAGCGUUGAAUUCAAGCUCCAAAUGCAAAGUUCCAACAAAGUUAAUCCCAACAGUAAUUUGGUUGAACUUAAGAUUGACAUCAGUGCAAUAGCUCAUGUACAGAUCAGAGGAGUCUCUCAUCCUCCACAAAUUGUGUUGCCAAUUCAUAACUGGAAACCAAAAGAUGAACCUACCAAAGAAGAUGAGAUUGGACCUUUAGUGGAACAUAUAUAUGAGUUGCACAACAUUGGGCCAAGUGCUAUCAAUGAUACAGUUUUGUAUAUGGAAUGGCCAGUAUUGAGCAAAACAGAAUUCCUUCUUUACAUCCUCCACAUUCAGACACAUGGACCUCUGAAGUGUCAAACAAGUUCUGCAAUUAACAGUUUGGAAGUAAAGUUUACUGUCCCAGAAGACACUCCAGAGCUUGCUGCUUUUUUACGAAAUUCUUCCAUCCCUCACUCUGUUGGACGGAGGGAAGCCAAAUUGGUGGAGUAUGAAAAAGACUCUGCAAAAAUUCUGAACUGCACAAAUGUCGAAUGUUUAAUGAUCACCUGUUCUGUGGGGCUCUUGGAAAAAGGGAAAAGUGCUGCAUUGAAAAUCCGAUCUCGUUUAUGGGCUUCAACAUUUCUACAGAGGAAAAAUUACCGCUAUGCUCUUUCCAUCAGUGUGUCAUUUGAAGUAAAGAAGAUGCCAUACAAAGUUCAGCCAGCAAAACUUCCUGAAGGAAGCAUAGCUAUAAAAACAUCUGUUAUUUGGGCUACUCCAAAUGUUUCCUUUAUAAUCCCAUUGUGGGUUAUAAUAUUGGCAAUACUUCUUGGACUACUGGUUCUGGCUAUGUUGACCUUAGCUUUAUGGAAGUGUGGGUUUUUUGACAGAGCCAGGCCUCCUAGAGAUGACAUGGCUGAAAAAGUGCAUCUAACAAAUGACAAGACUACUGAUACAUAGAAAAUGAGUGUCCAGAUCAAGAGUUGGGUUCAUAUUACCAGGAACCUUAAUUUGGAUCAAGAUUGCCAAAUAGCUGUAAUUGGACCUAUGCAAAUAUUCUUCAUAUUCAGAACAUAGAUGACAGAAAACACUACUGCCUCAGAAUUGAUGAGCAACCUUC